GGGCCUGGAUUUGGUAUGGUAAAUGGCACAAGUUCGGCCCGGUUACCCCGCCAUUGCUAUUUAUCUCAUCGUGGUGUACUGGCGUUUCCUUCCUUCUCCGGAUCAGCCGCCGCCUUCCUUUACCUGCUCCGGCGAGAUAUGGCCUCCUCGUCGUGGUGUCUUUCGACCACCUCUCCAACCUGCGUGCCUUCCAUGUUGCCGUCCCGGAGGCCGAAGCAGUCUCCCGGGGCGGCCGCUGGCCUGGGUGCUCCUUCGCCGAUGAGGAGAGCUCACGGCGUCGUCUGCAUGGCUCCCCAGGAAGAGAGGAAAACCCGUCGCUCUCCUCUCGAUUUCCCCAUCGAAUGGGAGAGACCCAAACCUCCUAGGAGACCAGAUAUAUUCCCACAAUUCAGCCCAAUGAAGACUCCAUUGCCACAUCCACUGCCAGAGGACCCCCCUGAAGAGGAUGAGGAAGAGGAGGAAGAACAACAGCAGCAGGAGGAAGAAGAAGAAAAGCCAGACGAGGAAGAUCCAGAAAAGCCUGAGCAGUCAAGGAUGCAACAUGAAUGGUGGUUUUGAGCAAUAAGAUCCAUUUCUCGCUCUGAUAGUAAAUAUUUGCUUUAUUUCUGUCUGACCACAACACACCUUUGGAUGUGUUUAUUAUGUACACUAGCUAUGAGACUGCAAUCUUAGUUUUCGACUUCAGGUGUUUUAUUAAAUGUAGUAUUUGUUACGAUUCAUAUUUUAUAUGGCAAACACAGAGUUGCUUUGGCCCUUU
Messenger RNA from Zingiber officinale, 757 nucleotides. RefSeq names its product podocalyxin-like protein 2. The record is from RefSeq and is a predicted model, not a curated record. The transcript is spliced from 2 exons. Bases 16 to 558 code for a protein of 180 amino acids. Lineage: Eukaryota; Viridiplantae; Streptophyta; Magnoliopsida; Zingiberales; Zingiberaceae.